Acanthoscelides obtectus is the source of this 422-nucleotide messenger RNA. NCBI's taxonomy places the organism in Eukaryota, Metazoa, Arthropoda, Insecta, Coleoptera, Chrysomelidae. The record is from the annotation of a GenBank genome assembly.
GUUCAAGUAAACGGUCAAGUUACUUGCCUUCGCACUUGCGUGGUUGCGUUCUACUUUACUUGAUUCACAACUUGAUCCAAAAAGCGAGUUUCCACGUAGGCCAGUAGAUGUGCACGUCGACAGUUAAAAAGAUGGUGGAAAGUCGUACUGCCAUACGAAAUUGUGUUAUUAAUCUCAUAAAUAUUCCCCUGGAAGAACUGGAAGAAGUUUUGGAGGAAGAGAGAAAUCCUGCAAAAGGGAUAUGGCAUCGACAAUGGCUUACACGGAGAGAAAGUCAAGGAGCUUCCACCAAUUUAAUGAGCGAGCUGAGAUUCGAAGAUCCUAAAGAAUACAGAAUGAUGCUCAGAAUGACUGCUGAAAAAUUGUACUAUUUAUUAGGCUUAAUAACUCCAUUAAUCCAACAAGAGGACACUAUUAUGUGA